This is a messenger RNA of Suillus subaureus, 282 nucleotides long. RefSeq lists its product as uncharacterized. The transcript is spliced from 2 exons. The coding region runs from base 1 to 282 and encodes 93 amino acids. NCBI's taxonomy places the organism in Eukaryota, Fungi, Basidiomycota, Agaricomycetes, Boletales, Suillaceae. The record is from RefSeq and is a predicted model, not a curated record.
AUGAAUGUUUUUAAUCCUCGCAUUCUUGAUGCCAGCAUCCGCGAUGUGACUGGAUGUCUAUCCGACACUCAAAAGGCUGAUGUUCUGCUCCACGCUUUUGCAGCAUCUGCCGUCCGAAGGGUCCGAAUUGUCAUGGAAAAUGCUAUUCAGUCGUUUCUUUCUCAAGUCUCGGGCGUUCCACCACCAGAUGUUGCAAGAGCUCUCCUGUUACGUGCCAAAACCCGUUUAGCAGCUGGGUACCGAACUUCUGCACAACAAGGUCAAAUUCGUGCAUGCCCUUAG